UUCUAGAAGGACACGGUGGCAAUAGCAAGAACCCAGCUCCAUCUUGUCUCUACUGACACUCGAGCCCACACUCCAUUGUCUAUUCAGCAUCAUGAAGGUCCCUGGAGCUACCUUUGCUGUUCUUCUCUGCACCAUGACCCUCUGCAGCCAGGUCUUCUCUGGACCACUCGGUGCUGACACACCAGAGAUGUGCUGCUUCUCCUAUGUGUUCCGGCAGAUGCCACUCAAAAUUGUAGUUGACUAUUUUGAGACCAAUAGCCAGUGCUCCAAGCCUGGUGUCAUCUUCCAUACCAAAAAGGGCCGGAAGGUCUGUGCCAACCCCACUGAGUCCUGGGUCCAGCAAUACACAGCUACCCUCAAGCAGAAACCAGAAACAGGAGCUAGAGAAUUCCAGUGAUCUCAAAGGGUCUUAGAAACACCUCUGUACCCUCCAUACCUACUUCCUACCUCUCCUGUGAGCUAGUUGUUGCCAAACAGCCACACUCUGGAACUCUUCCUAACUUAAACUUCCACUUAUUUAUAUUAUUUAAUUUUUGUGAUCUAUUUUCAAUGCCACAUUGUAUUUAUGACUCUUUGCUCUGAGAAAUCCUAGCACAUUUUUGUCACCUCCACUUCCCCAGUCAUUUCAAUUGUGAUUGGUGACAACUGAGUGACGAUUAUCAGUUUGUUCUUGGCAGAUAAUGUCAUAGCCAUGAGACUGAGUAAUGUAUUGGAUUGGGUACACUAUUCAGAGCCUGUGCUCAGCCCAGAGAAAUAAUAAAGACACUUGUUUGAAAAGCA
This is a messenger RNA of Erinaceus europaeus (western European hedgehog), 780 nucleotides long. Its product is annotated as C-C motif chemokine 3-like. The record is from RefSeq and is a predicted model, not a curated record. The transcript has 3 exons. Gene Ontology annotation, biological process: inflammatory response; lymphocyte chemotaxis; monocyte chemotaxis. Bases 92 to 397 code for a protein of 101 amino acids. Gene Ontology annotation, cellular component: extracellular region. Lineage: Eukaryota; Metazoa; Chordata; Mammalia; Eulipotyphla; Erinaceidae. Gene Ontology annotation, molecular function: CCR chemokine receptor binding; chemokine activity.